Molecule: messenger RNA, 4744 nt
Organism: Nerophis ophidion (straightnose pipefish)
Lineage: Eukaryota; Metazoa; Chordata; Actinopteri; Syngnathiformes; Syngnathidae
Exons: 3
Coding region: 73-828 (251 amino acids)
Source: RefSeq, a predicted model, not a curated record
CCCCCUUCCCCUUUCCUACUGCACACUCUCCAGCCAGUCAGUCAGACCCUAAUUGUGUGAGUGUGUGUUUGCAUGUGUUCCCUCAAACGUAUAAGAAAGUUGUCUUUUGUCUUGGCCGGAAAAUUGGAAGUAGCCGAGGGAAGAGUUCUGUGCGGGGAAAAAAAAGAAAUUGCUAUCAUGUGGCAUUGGUGGAUGUCCUUUUUCUUGGCCUUGGUUUCCAUGGCAAUCCCAACAAUCAGCCAAAGUGGGGACGGCGAUUAUGGAUCAGGCUUUGACAUUUACCCCUCGAUCACCGCCACUGAUGGUCCAUUGCAAUCCGUCGCUGAUGAGCCUGCGAGGGUGAAAAAUAACCCAGUGUCCCCCGAUGUUUCCUCUUCACCACUGCACCAGCAGACGUGUGCAGUCCACUUCAGCACCAGCGACGUCUCAGCCCGGAAGCUGAAGGCCCAGCGAGAGGAGCUGGCCUACCUGCAGGCAAUGCAGCACGCCAACAAGGCGGUGAUGGAGAACCUGGUGCAGUAUGUCGGGGCCGAGGUGGGACACGAGAGCUACGAGGAGGUGAUCCAAGCCAACAUGGUGGGUAUCCUGGAGGACCACAAGAGCUGUCUGGAGGUGACGGAGAAGGCAGAGGAAGACCUGAAGAAGCAGCUGCAAGGCAACGUACUUGACACGCUCGCUGGAAUGCAGAAAAUCCAUGACGAGUCUUUGGCUUUUGAGGACAUGCUCCGGGCGGCGUUUGACAUGGCCAAGCGCCUAGAGAGCUUGUCACAGACCCUUCACGCUUCAUUCACCAAGCAGUUGAGAGACACGGUCAAAGUCCACGGCUAAGACUUGGAGACUAUUCUGUUUCCUUCAUUGGAUUGUGAUCACUGACUCAGCUGGCUGGGAGUCAAUGUAUAGAAUUGUGGAAUGAAGCCAUCCAUCCAUCCAUCUUCCAUUACAGUAUUAUGCAGGUGGUAUAAGGUUGAGGUGUCUAAGGGUCAUAAUGGCCCUGCUCAUCUUCUCCAGAGGACUCCGACUGCCCCCAGACAUGACGACAAACCGAUUGUUUUAAUGCAUUCUAAAUAUUAAAUAAACGUAAAAAAAAAGUCUGCUUACACCGUAGCAAAUGAGAGUUCCACUUUUCCGCCCAUAAAAUCCGAUAAAUAACCGUUUAAAAAGCGCUAACAUUACUCAAUUUACAUUUUGUGACUUGAAUUUUAACCAAGUAUAAGUAAAAUUGUUAUUAUUGUAACGCCGGUUCGGCAUCGUGGUACCGGGUUCGAUUCCCUCGAGGAUGCGUCAAACGAAGAACACAACAAAGGUAAGAUCUAACAAAUGUAUUAACAAAAAGUGAGCUCUGAACAAAAACACUGGAGUUAAUAAAAAGGGAAACAAAAGACGCUAGCGUGAAAGCUAGGAAAUAUAAAGAACUAAGAUUUGGCACGAUGGCACAAAAAAUGAAAACAAAGAUGAUUAGCAUGUGAUCUAAAGAUGACAACAAAGUGGCUUAGCUAAUGAGCUAGCGAGAAAAACAUACCUGACGUUACUUGUUGCAUGUGAGCAAAUUAGAGUCCCAGAAAGAAUAAACAGAAGAGGCUGGCUUAUAAAGGGAAGGUAAUUAGCAGAGAACAGGUGUGCAGGAACCGGGAGUAACAGCUGAAACUAAUAAGUUACCAUGGUGAUGGACUAAACGGGAAAUAAACGGAUCAGACGGAGAAUGAGAACAAAGAUGGAAAAAUAAACAAUAAUAUUUGAAGAUCCGAGACACGGAUCGCAACAAUUAUAAGUGCUAACGCAGAUUAUUUACAACGGCACAGUGAUCACAAGGGUUGUCCCAUUACCAAUAUUUUGGUACCGGUACCGAAAUUUAUUUUAAUACUUUUCUAAAUAAAGGGGACCAAGAAAAGUGGCAUUAUUGGCUGUAUUUUAACAUAAAUUCUUGCGAUACAUUAAACACAUGGUUCGUAUUCCUACUUUUUCCUUAAAUAAAAUAUUCAACAUACAACACAACUUUUCUUUUAUUAGUAAGUAAGCAAACAAAAGCUCCUAAUUGGUCUACUGACGUAUGCGUAACAUAUUGUGUCAUUUAUCAUUCUGUUAUUGUGUCAAAACUGCUAAGGACAAUCUGUAGAAAAUGAAUUAUUAAUGUACUUGUUAAUUUACUUUUAACAUCUGGUUAUUUUCUCUUUUAACAUGUUCUAUUUACACUUCUGUUAAAAUGUAAUAAUCACUUAUUAUUCUGUUGUUUAGAUAUCUUACGUUUUGGAUGAUACCACAAGUUACAGGAUCAUACAUUGUUGGUAUUCAAAGUCCUCAUGUGUCCAGAGACAUACUUCCUGCGUUUAUAAUCUUAAUGAGAAUUUAAAAAAAAGGAAAAAAAAGAUUCUGUGAUUGUAAAAAAUAUCGAUGUAAUCAUCGUAGUAUUGACUAGAUACGCUCUUGUACUUGGUAUUACAGUGGAUGUCAGGUGUAGAUCCGUCCAUGGCGUUAGUUUACAUUGUGCCGUAGGAGGCUUCAGUUUGUAGUGAAGCAUCUUUAGCUAUUUCUCAUCCUGCAGGGAUUAUACUUGUAAGAAACGUACUUUAUUAGUCGCCAUGGAGGCGAGGAUUAGUGAUUUAGAAGUAAAGAAAACUCUGCAGACUGCGGAUGGACCUUAGCCGCUAGCUAGUUAGCCAUGUUUUAAAGCACCUCGUCCUGAAGGUGUUUCCUUUAUCUUUAGUUUUUAGGCCAAAAUGCGUCAAUUCUUCCUUUUCUGUCUACAGACUGUGUGUACUCCGUAAGUACUCCGUGUGUGUGCAUUGCCAAACAUGCUUUUCUGCUCGACAGUGUGCCGUUAUGCCCAUUAAAAAAAAAAAAAAAAAUGAGAACGGGUACCUUUUUAGCGGUAUAGUACAUAAGUAUCGUGGUACUUUACUAAUAUCGGUAUACUGUACAACCCUGGUGCCUACAUUUACAUCAUCGAGUGGUCUGCUGCUUCCUCGCUUCCUUGCUCCCUGUAAGUGUAUUGUAGAUCAUAAAUCGUGGCUCUCGCCUGAAAAAUAGAUGGCUGAGAUUAUAAUUUGACAAACUGGGACACAUUGACAGCCUUUUAAGACCUGGAACUGGCAAACACAACACACAAAAGCUUGUUUAUUUUGUCAUAAUGUAGUCUUUUAAGUUUCUCGUGAAGGUACAAUGUGUUGUGGACUAUAAUUCGUAUAUUAUUAUCCAUCCAUCCAUUUUUUCCUGCUUGUCCCUCUCAGGAUCGCGGGGGUUGCUGAAGCCUAUCUCAGCUGCACUUGGGCACUAUUAUAUAAUAUCAUUUUUUUAUAUUUAAUAUGUGUAUCAUUUAAUUUAUGAUAAUUUACAACUUAAUUCUUGUAAUAUUUUAACAAAAUACUUGGUCGUUUGACAACUUGACAACUUGACGUAUGGCAGCAAAGAUUAAGCAUUUAUUUUUGUAAAAUAGCAAUAUCUUCUUGUAAAGUUACAACUAUUUCUUGUACUAUUUAAACAUAUUGAACUAACAUUACGACUCUCCAACACUUGUUACAAUAUGAAAACUUAAAUUGUAUUUUCCUUUUUUACAUUAGGAGAACUUUACCCUUUCAAAAUUGCAUAUUUGGUCUUGUAAAAUUAAGACUUUCAAAUUACGAACUUAUAUUUAAAAUUAAAACUUUAUUUCUGCUAAAUGAAACAUUAUAUACUGUAUAUGAAGUUACAACUCCAUCGUGACGAUCUGUCACAUUCAAGUCGGGUUGUGUUUCAUGGGUUGGUCUUUAAUUCCUGUCAAUGCUCUUAUUUUGGCUCCAUUUCCUGCUUUUCUCCCUGCGCACUGUUUUCUCUCACCUCAGGCUGAUUGGCAGCCUGACCAUACCUGUUGUCGAUCAGUUGCCUACUAGCUAUGCCUUCUGUGCCCUCCAGUCAGGGCUCGAUGAUUGAUUUCCCGGUAUCCUGUUUGCUGUCACCUAUUAUCCUGGUUCCUGUUUUCCCUGCAUUUCCUUUUGACAUUAAAUUCAUAUUUUCCUGCGCUUAGCCUGCCAUCUCUGCAUCUUGGCGUUCGCUACCAACAGCAAUUCCUGACAUCUAUUGCUGUAAAAUUACAUCUUUCCUUUUCGAAAUGACAACUUCAUCCUUGCAAAUUUACAAGGCUAGGCUUGCAACAUUCUAAUUUUAUGUUUGUAAAAUUGCAACUUUAUUUAUGUAAAUUUACAAUUUUAUUAUUGUAAAAAUUCGACUUUGUUCUUACAAAAUCCCAACUUUAUCAUCGUAAAAUUACAACUUCAUCCUUGUAAAUUUAUAGCUUCAGUCGUAAAAGUUUCGUAAAUAAUUUGUUCAGGUAAAUUGUACCUGCCUGACCAUGCCAAUAAAAAAAAUACCAAUAUCAUGUUUGUAAAGAUAAGUCAUUUAGUUUACAGGUCUUGAAUUGGAUGUCAAUAGAUUGUGCAGAUGUACCUAAUGUACUAAUGUACCUAAAAAAGUGACUGUAUGUACCGUAUUUUUCUGAUUAUAAGGCGCACUUACAAACCCCGUUUCCAUAUGAGUUGGGAAAAUGUGUUGGAUGUAAAUAUAAACAAAAUACAAUGAUUUUCAAAUCCUUUUCAACCCAUAUUCAAUUGAAUGCACUACAAAGACAAGAUAUUUCAUGUUCAAACUGAUCAACUUUUUUUUUUUUUUGCAAAUAAUAAUUAACUUAGAAUUCCAUGGCUGCAACAAGUGCCAAAGUAGUUGGGAAAGGACAUGUUUACCACUGUGUUUCAUCACCUUUUCUUUUAACAACACU